GCAUAACCUCCAAAACCAAAUUCAAUACACAAACAUUGGCAUCAAAACCUUCAAAAAAAUCGUAUAUUCCAAUUCAUCAAAGAAAAAUUUCAGAGUAAGAAAAUUUCAUAUAAAUCAAAACCAUGGCUUAUUGGUCAGCAGAAAAAGCCACAAAGGCCUGUCUUAGCACUUUGGAAAUGGGCCCAAAAGCAAAGGAACCAGGUGUAGCUGAAUUUAUUUCAGCAGAAGCAGCUGGAUACAAUGCACAACUAAUGGUUGUGGCAUGUGGUGGUCCAGCUGACACAACAACACUUGCAUUAGUAGCUGCUGCUCACCAAACUGGUGGAAAUGUAAUUUGCAUUGUCCCUAAUCAUCAAGAUCUAAUUUCCUCAAAAAAUUUCCUAGGAAUUUUUGCAAAUCAAGUUCAAUUCAUGGUUGGAAAAGAAGGUCAAGAAAUAAUUAUGGUGUUAAACCAAGCUGAUUUUGUGCUAAUUGAUUGUAACUUCAUGAAUCAUGAAGAGAUUGUUAAAUUGGUACAAAUUGGUGGGAAUAUGCAAAAGGGUAUAGUUGUUGUUGGUUAUAAUGCAUUUAGUUGUAAAGGGUGGUCAAUUUGGAGGUCAUGUGGAUCAAAAACUAAAUUGCUUCCUAUUGGAGAAGGGUUAUUGGUGACAAGAUUUAGAGAAAAUUGGGUUAGUCCUAAAUGUGGAUGUGGAAUGAACAAGAGUAGAGGUCGUUGGGUUGUUAAGGUUGAUAAAUACACUGGUGAAGAACAUAUUUAUAAAAUUAGGGUUCCAAGAGGGAAAGUUAUUUAAACUUGAUUAUAUGGUUGAUUUGGGUGCAAAGGGCAAAAUACUCUUUAGGCUCAUUGUCUGUAUACGAAGGAAUCAUACAUUUGUGUAGUCAGGUGACUUGGAGUAUUGUCGGACUAAAAUCAAAUGACCUAUAUUACGACUUUGAUAAAUUAAAUCCAAAAUGCAAUGUUGGGAUAUAAUUUAUCUUUUGAAAUUACAACAAUUGCAUGCUGGCUCGCAGCAUUCCACGUCACAAGUAAUUAAUAUGGUUACAUUUUAUAAGAUUUGGAUAAUUUUGUUUUGUUCU
This is a messenger RNA of Cicer arietinum (chickpea), 1077 nucleotides long. RefSeq lists its product as uncharacterized. Lineage: Eukaryota; Viridiplantae; Streptophyta; Magnoliopsida; Fabales; Fabaceae. The record is from RefSeq and is a predicted model, not a curated record.